AUUGGGCAUGACCAUGGGGGCCAGGCCAGGCUGUGGGUGUAGCCACUGAGACAGAGGGAGAAAGGCAAGCCAGCACCAGCCAAGCACCCUGCACUCCUGCUGGGGAAGAUGGGGGAGACAGAGGAGGAGAAGGACCAGGCAGGGAAGCUGUUUGAGAACUUCAUCCAGGCCUCCACCUGUAAGGGCACCCUGCAGUCCUUCAACAUCCUGUGCAGGCUGCUGGAUCUAGACCCUCAGGACCAUGAGACAUUCUACAGUAGUCUGAAGACCAGGCUCACCUCCUGGAGGGCCAAGGCCCUCUGGACCAAGUUGGACAAGAGAACCUGCCACAAGGAGUACAAGAAGGGCCAGGCCUGUGUGGGCACCAAGGUAAGCUAACAGCCACUCACCAUGACAUUCAAUGAACACUUGCUUUGUAUGAUACAGAGGUGUUGUAUAUACCUCUGGUAUUAUUUGCGCACUGUAGACAGAGCUCUGUUGCAUGGAAAACUUUGGAGACAAAAGAGACAAAGAACUCCAAGACCAUCAGCGUGAAAAUGGUCUUGACAGUGAACAGUGCACACCCUACAGUAGUUUGAAAUAAGAUCCCGAUAUAUUCAUGUGAAAGUAAUAUUUAUGAAUGUUAUGCAUUUUACUUAUCUUUGUGUAGCUGUGAGUUGUAUAACUGGUCUGACCCAUUGGACUUAUGAUUAGUCAGGAUUCAAGUCACCAUAGUGACAGGUGUGACUGAUUCUCUGAAUUUUUCAGUCUGUAAUCGGUUUUAGACAAUCGGCAGUUUGUCCUUCCUUAGGAGAGAAGUGCUUUGCCAUAGGCAGCUAGUGACUAAGGCAACGUCAUGGUCAUCACUUUAAACUGCACCUGUCAGGACACAUUAAAUCAGCUACUGUCCUUUAUUGCAGCUGGCGCAUAUAAACAGCUGAGAAAAUGUGUUCUUCUGAUCAGACAGAACUUGACGUUCAUCUCAGUUUUCACACACGUACGUACACACGUGCGCACUCACGCACCCACGCACACACACCACACACAUACAUAUGCCCACAAACAAACACACACAGACACUUAAGGCGUCAGCAUGCUUCAGUUCGGCUGGUACCUAGCCGAACUCAGCUAGGCGAACCAAACAAGUGUGCUCGCAUACUCCAUUAAAAGACCUACGCUUGAAAAACUAGAAAAAAGCGGCAAUAGUAUUGUUUGUAAAUUUAGAGACCCCAUAGCCAGUAUAUACUUCCUCAAAAUAAUCUAAGAUAACUCAACAAAUCUGUCAUUCAUUUUGACGUUUUUACUGAGGAGAUCUUAGUCGCGCAAUUUUACAUCUAACUAAGAUGUUUAGUUGCAGAUGCAGUAUUUCUCAAAAAGUGCCCGAACAGCCGAAAAACCCCUCACUUAAGUCCAAAACGAACAAAAAACACCAUAAUAUAUGAACAAACUCUUCCGAACUGUUUCGGCUGGGAAGCAUGCGAACGCCUUUACUGUAACUCACCCCUCCCUCACCUCAGCACUAUCCUCAUUCCUCCUCAUCCACAGCUCUACAGAGUCUUGCCUCUUUCAGCUUGGCAGAAUGGUGCAUUACAAAGCUACACAGCACCCUCAAUCAGUCACCAGAAUGCUUUCAUAACACACAUCCACAGACAGCAUCACUCAGCGAGUGUGAUUAUUUUCCUUGGUUCUACUGAGGGGGUGGUGUUCUUUAUUGGGCCCUCCUAAAGGUUUGGAACCCAGCCCAGAUUGUUAUUAAAGUGUGUUUUAAGUUCUUCAAAAUAAGCCAGGUUUUACAAGUUCUCUCUGACACCAGCUAUAAACCCGGUUGGAACACCAUAUACCCUCUUGAUCUGAGAGACUGCCAUGAUUAGGUGCUGUCCCAGUUCUAUUGAACCUUUCAUUAAAGUGUCUGAUUGUUUUUAGUCCCGUGCCAAAGAGUUUCAGCUAGGUUUCCUCAGUCUGACAAGCCACAGGACAGCGUAAAAUUGCCUUAUUUAUCAAUGUAAUAGAACAGAUGCACAGUACAGUCUCUGGGUUCUAGGUAAUUAACCAUACUGUUGGUACAGUAGGAGAGACUCACAUAAGGAUGUGAUUUACGCUGGCUGUGUGGAUGGAAGUGUAUUUUGUGAAGGAGGAAUGACUUUGUAAAAAACGGAGGCUAGAAUUCAACUUGCCCUCACUUCUUACGUUUCAAGUCUGUUUACAGAAUCUGAGAUUUAAGGCUCCAACAGACAGUGGUACUGUAUAUGGGUCUCCUGUUGUGAUUAAUUGCAGCCCACCUGCCACAACUUGAUAAUUACUUUACUUUACUAAAUGACUUAAGCGAUGAGUUAGGGUUUUGGUGGUGGUUCACAGGGAAUAAUAAUGUGAUAGCAUUCCUCACCCAGCCUCCAAUGCCUGCUAGAGAUACAAUCUGUAUAGGAUAUGAAGUCAUCCCCAGUAUAUUACUGCAUACAGCUGGCUAUAAUGCUAAUGACACACACUUACUGUUGGUUUCUUCUAUAUACGUUUUUAAUGAGGAACACAAUGAAGGCCCAUAUUUCUUUUUUCACAGCCUCAAUUUAAAUACGAAGCAGAUACACUGAACAGAAUGGUCAGAGAACAUAUGUUACUGGGCUUAGUCUCUUUCACUGAUUAUGCUGUUAAAUGUAAGUGCUUUAGGCCUAUUGUAGUGGCUUCUUGAGCCUGAGAUCUGAGAAGCUUAUAUUUUAUUAGUAUCAGAGUUACUUUGUGCUCGUCUCAUCUGAGAGGUCUGGAGAAGUGAGCUGGAGUGGGAAGUGGCCCAGUGAGAGAGACUGUUAGUUUUCCAGGGCGGUGCCGCUGUCCAGUGCCAGAUUCUAUGGAAACUAUUUGGACCGGCUAUGCCCUGAAAGUGAGAUCCUGACCUGCACUUCAGCACCAGUAUGCCGCAGCAGAAUACAGACUGUUUUCUAUUAAGGGACUGAUUUGUGUGUUCUCUGCAUUUUUACAUCACAAUUACAAAGUAAGCUCUAUAAUUAUCAGGCAAUCAAACUCCACAUUAUGACACAUACUAUUAUUAUAAUUAAAUCAUAUUGCAAAUAGCUUGAUAAUUAGUAGUCUCAAUUGUGCAGACACAAUUCUCCUUGAGCUAGGUAAUACGUUUGGAAUGGUUUUGCAUUCAUGAAAUGCCUUCAAUCAUAAGUGCUACAUUUCAUUCCUUUUUCUUAUGUGAACUGUUAUGCCUGUAUAAUGUUGGCACAUACCUCAUGUAUGAAUCAUAUGGAAACGUUUUCAUUGUAUUAUUGUUUAUUACACUGUUAUUCAGUUCCUCAGUGUCUUGCCCUUUUGACUAAAUUACAGCAAAGACAUGAACUCUUUACUUCACAACCCACUGAAUGUGGGUUAGCAUUAAAGACAGAACAACUGUGUUUUAAGGAUUCUUUCCUACUGUAUUUCCCCCCUCAUUGCAGAGGAGCUCUCCUUUAUAACAGGUUGUCUAUGUAAUGCUCGUAAAUCUCACUUACUUUACUUACUUUAAGUCAUUUAGCAGACGCUCUUAUCCAGAGCGACUUACAGGAGCAAUUAGGGUUAAGUGCCUUGCUUAAGGGCACAUCGACCGAUUUUUCACCCUCACCCUAGAUGGCCCAUCGUUGAAUAGUGUGUCAUCAACAUUUCCAUGCUUGUGAUCCUCUCUUGACAUCUUGACAGACAUAUUUUCCAUUAAUUAUAUGGUUUGAUACUGUGGAAAAUUGUGCUUCCACUGAGCAAAUAAUUCACUGUAUGGAACCUUCUAUACAGUAGGAUUUGAAAGUUCAGAGACACACUGUGCCCUCCUUGCCUGUUUCUCAGGCCUAUUUCAUGCCCAGACAGGAGUGUUGCUCCUUUUCUCCUGUUCUAUUUCCCAUGAAGUCCCAGAUGGCUGUCUGCGAGGGUUGCCAGUUCAUGUUGUGGCUCACCCGGUGGUCUCUCUCAGUUGAUUGAGUACCUUAAGUCUGACGUUUUGUCCCAAAACAGCGUGAGCCACCACCGUGCGCUGAGCCAAGCUAGUGAGGCAUCACAUCAUGUCUGCAGGUGCACAGGCUCCGCUCGCUCACUCACACACACAGUCAGUUUGUUUUACUCCGGUGAAGCCAGAAUAAGCAUGUGUGUUAAGGAGCUCCACUCAGCCCAGUGUUGCGGGGUGUUCCCGUCAAUCUAACCUGGCUGGCCUGUUGAAGUGGCUGGGCAGCAUGAACACACUGAAGACCACCAGUCAGCUGAUGUCUUAGACCUUAGAGGACAUACUGUACUCCUUAAAGAGAUAUAGCUGUAGAGUGUAACGAGUCAUUUGUAUUCAUUCAAAAUAAGUGCAGGUAUAGAGGAUAAUGUUUGGUCCAGCAGUAUCCUAUUGUCUUGAGCUCCAUAGAUUGAUCAGGAUGCUAGGAGACAAUAAUUGCCAACUGCCUGACAUUGUGCCCACUUUCCAUUUUGAUAAGCAUGUUUGAGUUGGCCUCCAGUCUACAUUCCGCAUGAUGUGAGUAUGAUAAACUGUGUCCGUGACCAAUAAACUUUGAUUUGAUUUUGAUUUGAUUGACAGCUAAUAGGGCUCCAGGUGCAGUAAGUAAUGAACGGGAGAGAAGUGAAAGGUGAGGGGGGGCGGGGUCUUCCUCUCCUGGUGAGCGUGAGGGGGUGAGGUCACAGGUGGGGGACAGACAGGAAGUAGCUGUGGUCUGACUCAGCAGAACUGCAGUGGGCCCUCAGGAAGCCCUCCCAUCUGCGAUAACACAGCACCGCAUAGAAACAGGCAAAACAAACCGCUCAUCUCUCAUAGCACCAUAGAGACAGACUAAAACAAAAGUGCUACUUUGAUAGUGAUUAUCUAGUUUAUAUCAGGUUUGAUAAUACCCAACAUUGUGGGAUUGUGUGGUUAGGCACAUCUGAAUAAACUUAGCUAAUGUUGUUCUGUGUUUGUGAAUAAGGCAUUGUUCCAUAUGUUUUUUUUUCUUUUUCCUCUGUGGCGGUGGAUGCUUAACACACCUGGCACAUCUCGGUAACUGUCUGUUUCUCCUGACAAUGGUUAAAGAGCCCAUCCACUUUAAUCACUCCUCGUGAUGAAAAGAACUGGGCCAGGCCUGUCCAGACACAGCCACGCGCAGCCACCUGGGUUUGGCUAGUAUACCUGAUAAGCAUUGAAUACCUCAUACUCUUACCCCUAGGCUACUAAUGUUAUGCUCUCCUUCACCUCCUGAUGACACCCUGCAGCAGAAUCCCACACGGAGAAUGAGAAAACAGAAUGACUAAAUCCCAAUCUUAUUUUUAUCGCUGGGAGCAGCGGUGCCAUUUAUGGUGUGAUGUGGGCAGCUGGCACGUUUAGCUCUGUAAAAAGCACCCUGGGAGAGAGGGACAGACAGAGAGGGGGGAGAGAAAGUGAAGGAGAGAGAGUGGGAGUGGGAGCGAGAGAGAGAGAGAGAGAGAGAGAGAAAAAGAGAGAGAGUAUACCCCAUUCAGCACAGAGCUACAGUAUACAAACAUGAUAAGGCCCCCGAGGCUGGGGCUGAAACACGACCGUGUCACAAUACUGAUUGGAGUGACACAUCCUGGGAGUGGCCCUUCAGGCAGACACACAGAGUGGCAGGAAGUUAGUCCCGCUGUUCAAAUAUACUGCUGGCCCUCCCUGCACACAGGGUGGAUUUUGAGGUCAGGUAGGUGGGUUGGCUGGGCUGGGAGGAAAUUAGAGAUCUGAAAUGAAAAGGUCAUAGUGGGCCAGCUAGGGUCUGAGAUGGCUGAGCCUGGUUGAGAGAGCACGUCAGGCUCUGAUUGGUUAUAAGGUUAAGGAAACAGGAAGCCGCCCAACUUGUUGGGCACAGCAGGGGCUGCUGUCUGACUCAGGAGUGGUUGGAUGGUGAGAUGCUUCCUCAGAAGAACAAACACUCCAAAACAAUUCCUUCUCAUCCUUUCCAGAAGGCUGGAUGAAGUCAUGUUCUCACCACACAUUCUCAGACGGAUCCUGUAACCCAAAAGAACUGACUUCAUGCAGAUUUGAGUGAGGCAGAUGCAUGAAUCAUGUCUUUGAUAUGACUAGGCUGUAAUAAUGAUCUACGGUUGAGGUAAUGACACAUACUCUCCCAGCGCUGGGUCAGAGUAACGAACAACAUACUGUCACCAUAAACAUCCACCUCAGGCACUCGGUCUGUUUACUUGGCAAUAUACAGCCAAACUAAUCAACUCAUAUUUCAUCUGCUGUAUUGAGUAUAUCUACAGGUUUAAACAAGGAUUCUAUUUUCAGUAAGUAUUAUUUAUGAUGGUGAUAAGGUACGUAUGCAGUAUAUGAUCUCUUCGGCAGGCAUAUGGUUUGGAUGUACACAUGUAUUGUGUUUUGUGUAACAGAAAUGGGACUAUGAAAUACGAUUUUGAGUCCUAUUUAUUAGCACACAAUGAUAAUGGUGUCCCUCUGUCAUUCUUGUCCCUGCAGUGCCUGAUCAUCGGGGGAGGCCCAUGUGGCUUGCGGACGGCCAUCGAGCUGGCUCUGCUGGGGGCCAAGGUGGUGGUGAUUGAGAAGAGGGACACCUUCUCCAGGAACAACGUGCUGCACCUGUGGCCCUACACCAUCCACGACCUCAAGGGCCUCGGGGCCAAGAAGUUCUACGGCAAAUUCUGUGCUGGAGCCAUAGACCACAUCAGUAAGUACCUUUACAUGUGGGGUAAACAUCUCAGCAGGAAACCUUUCUGCCCAAACAGCCAUAACAGUUGUUAGUCAUAACAGCCAUUUCCCAUAGCCCUACAUGUACUUACUUUUGCAAUGGAAUAUUUUCCUUAUGGAUAUUGUUGGAUUCAUGUUUAGCUUAUGAUUAUGCUAUUGUAUCCUAUUCCCCUCUAAAGCAGUUUUUUGUCUGGUAGCCUUGAUGCAUCCAAUCCCUUCCAUUACAUAAUGUCAAGGUUGUGAGCCAUGGAAGGUGAACCUUCCACCUGCUCUUAGCUACAGAGAGACAAAGCAGAGCUGCCAACUGCUGGUGUUGAAAACAAAUCUUUCUACAGCUCUCAAGUGACAGAGGCCAAAGGCCAAGUUUGGUUGUGUGUAUAAUGUGUAAAUGCAUGGAUGCCUGUGCAGUGUGCAUGUACUAGGUACUGUAUUAGAUAAGCCAGAAAAGCCAGCUGGGUUUCUUGCAUGGUUCUAAGAACUCCUGAUUCUUGUCUGUGUUUGCCAGGUAUUCGCCAGCUCCAGCUCAUGCUGCUGAAAAUCGCCCUGCUCGUAGCUGUGGAGUUCCACGUCAAUGUGGAGUUUGUCAAGCUGCUGGAACCUCCAGAGAACCAGGAGAAUGACGGUGAGUGACAGCUCACUUACAGUACAGGCCGUCACUUACAGUACAUAUAUGUCCAUUGAAAUCCAUCAACAUUGGCCUAGUACCCAUCAACCUUGCUCCUUCCUGCACACCAUUAGGGGUCUUUUGGAUGUAGUUCAGGGAUUCAUGCAAGGGCUAGGUUACAGCAUUUGGGACCAGACUUCCAAUAUCAGACAGGUGAGUUGGGGUUGAAGGGCUUAAUGCAAUGCAUUUGGAGAACGUCAACAGUGCACCUUAACAUGAGCCUUGCAACAGUCAGUAAGACCAUUACAGAUGUAGGAUUUUAAUUUAAGCCAGUUUGCUACCGCAGGAAAAUAAUCCUGCAGCAACAGGAAAUGUGAAUUAUUAUGAGGAUUAUAAUUAAUGGACAUUUUUGUAGGGGUUGAUACAUUUUUCGCAAGGGAAAAUCAAGUCUGAAAUUUCAAAGUGGAAAUUACAAACUUCAGAAGCCUUUUGAAACCUCAAAUACACUACAAGUUUAACAUUUCCUGCAUUACAGGAAAGUUAUCCUGCAACAGGGUGAUCAAAUUAAGAUCCUACAUCUGUAUGUGGCUGCCCAGAGGAUCCCAUCACAGUAUAUUCUCUCCCACACCAUAGCAUUCCUCUGGUUUACAUCACUGUACCUUGAGCUACAGGGAGUUACUGCAGUCCAUAACUAGUACCUGUUAGAGUAGUUCUGCCUCCCCAUUCAACAGUAUAUCUCCUUGGCAACCAGCAGUAAACAGCAGCACUGUUACAGCAGUGCACUGAUCACCCUUUAUUUGAUAUUUGCAUUGCCAUGGAAAUCAAAUGUUUAAAAGUCAUAAUCAUUGCUUCACCAUUCCUAUUCAGCUGCUAAUGGUUAGCAACCUCCCCAGAUGCUAAUGUUAUUUUAUGGCUGCUGCUGAGCAGAGCACACAGUAAUAUCAUUGAGCAGAGCAGACCUAGUGGCUUUGUUUAAGGAGCAGCAGAGCCAAAUUACGGCCGUGGAAGGUAAUUAAGAGCUGAUUAGCCAGUGUAAUUACAACCGUGCACCCUCGGUACAGUACUAGCUGCUUCAAGAUGUGAACGCUGCGUGGUGUGUUGUGAUGUGGCGCCGAGCUGAAAGACUGGCUAUCUGAAAUACCUCUACACUUGACCCCCCUCCCUCCUUCAGAGCUUUGUUGAUUGGACUCCUGGACUGGAGGUCAUUAGCUAUCCCAUGUGGCCUCCUCGACCGCGACGUCAACCAACUGAUAAAAACAAGAGUCUUUACUAAAUAUGGAUACAGAAUGGUCCCCCUACUUUUGCUGUCACAGGGUGCUCAGUGUCCUUGACAUGAUGGAAUGCAUUUUUGACAUGAUGAUAUUACACAGUGGACAGCCAACCCAAUGUUGCUGGGGCCUCACACUGCCUCUGUGGCUGACAUCAUUCACCACAUUUGAUCCACUACGUAUUGAAUUAUAUACUGUAGCUAGCUAGCGCUCUGGUAUCAAUUAUGCAGUACAAGUGAGAAUGACAUUAAACAACAUCUUAUAUAAUUACAGCACGGUAUAGUCUGCUGAGCUAAAUGACACAAUGCGUGUGACCUCUGUGUCACCCUCUUUGUUGAGAACUGUCAGGAUUAGCAAACCCUUUUCCCCAAUGGUGUUGAUAGGCAUCAUAAAUAUUGUUCCCCAGAAAUAACAUGCCAAAAGAGCAACCAAGUAAAUAUUGUGUCUGUUUCUCUAGCCCACGUCCUCUCAUUCUCUCUAUCUGUGUUGAACUCUAACCCGUUUGUAUACUGAUAAGUGUGUUUGUUUGAGGUGUGUGUCCAUGUAAAUGUGGAACUGUACUGACCCUCUCUCCCUCCUCUCCUCCUCUCCUCCCUUCCCUCUCUCCCUCCUCUCCUCUGACUGUGUUUCAGGGCCUGGCUGGAGAGCUGAGAUCAGGCCUGCCGAUCACCCUGUGGCUAACAUUGACUUUGACGUGGUGGUGGGGGCUGAUGGGAGGAGAAAUACCCUGGAAGGUGAGAACUCUGUAGGGAUGGGAGGGUGACAUGGGUUGUAUCCAUGCAGAGUAUAUCUACAUACCGUUAAUGACCUGACUCCAGAUAUAGGAUAUGGUGAUUUGGUACUGUAUAUGAUAUCAUGUGAUUACAUCCAUGGAAUGGCUCUCUGAGAUUGCUCAAUAUGUUUACUAAACACUACUUGCUCCAAAGCUAACUUUAGCUCUAAGUUCAAAUGCAGUUGGAUAUUAUCUGGAGCGCCUUCAAACACAAUUUCUAUAUUGAAACGUAUGUUUAUGUAGCUUUGUUGACAGUGGCUUGUUUCAAAAAAUAUCCAGGACACCUUUCUCAUAUAAUUAUUUUGUCUGGAUAACAGCCUAACAACUGUAACUAAGAAACAUAUUACUUUUAUUGGCUGCGGCUUUUGGCUAACAAAGCAUCCAUUUAAAAAAGCAUAGUCUCAUCCAAGAAAGUUAGGACGCCAUAAAAUCAAGCUCGCCUCUGUAAAACGAUACCCUAUGUGAUGUCAUUAAUCUCUCCUUCAAAGGGCAAGGUUACACAUGAAAUCACCAUAGCUCUGUACCUUAAUAAAAAAGAUCUGGGGCCCUGUGUGUGUAGUCAUCUGGAUGCUGUUCAACAGUUGAUGCAUGCAUGUUGGACUCGCCCUCACAGAUGCCUGUCAUCUCCUCACCAAUCCACAUCAGAUGCUUAUUCCUUAAAAGGGCAUUUUCUGUCUCCAAACAAUGAGGCGUUUAGGUCAUCGUCUGAUGACGAAAGGCCGGAGGAAAACUUUCUUUUUAGAAGUCAUUCUGCUUUUGGACUGCCAUGCAGAUCCCUGUCUGAGGGGAGGGUUAAAUAUACCCCAAUCUGUUCUGUACCCAGCUAAUCGUCUGAGAGGAACACAGCUGCAUUGGAAAGAGUGAUGUGAGGGGAGGGGGGACAGGGGCAGGCGGGUGACCCAGUGAAUUAGCAGUGACAGUAAUGGAACAUUUCUGGCUCAUAUUCAAAUGCUACCUCCUCCUAGAAAAGCACCUCUCAGAAUCUCAUACAUUAUUUUGUAGGAGGAAGAGAGGCUGAACACAUUAGAACAUUCAUCCUCCUUUCCUUCCUGAGUCACAGGUCUAGAGGUAUUGAGGAUGUAUUUUCUUUCACUAAAGGGCUUUGGUGCAGAGCCUUCCUCAUCCCCUAGGACAAUUGUAAGCAUAUUAACAUCUGGCCUGUGGGACUUAACAGCUUGGAGUGACAUAGCCCGGGUACUAGCUGUGGUUGGAUGGCUUUUACAGGCUUUAGGCGCUUUGGUGAAGCUUUGACACCACAAAGAGACUUGUCAAAAUAAUAUCACCAUAUUCUCGUUCACAAAAGUCAGACAGCUUUUCAUAAAACCGUAAUUGUGAGAAUGUCAUUUAAAAAGUCAGACAGCUUUUCAUAAAACUGUAAUUGUGAGAAUAUUAGCAACAGGAACCCAAGUGAAUGUCAGUCUGGCAUUAAAAGUCUGAGUCCAUACUUCAGUCUAUUUUAAGGCUUGCCUGCAGUUAUGCUUGGGCCUGGAUGGGACACAGAAAGUUAAUAUUAAACUAGCCUCUAAAAUUGUGAUAUUUUUGCAAUGUCUACAUAAAAAAAAAAAAACUUUGCAGGGUCGGUGAGAGGAUGGCAAUAAACUCUUCAAUGCCAAAAGUAUUUCCCCAAUGUUUCUAUCUGAAGAGGAACUGAUUCUGUUCCAUUCUUGUUGAUAUCCUAAAUAGCAGAAGUGUAAGCAAUUGCAGCCAAUAACAGUAUAUAUCGUAAAAUCUCAGUGUGAAAAACGAGAUAGCACCUUCUCUUACAAUAGUGCAGUUCAUGUAAGGAGUGGCUGCAUUUGCACUGAAGUUGUGAAAGUUAAUCAACAUGGAAGACAUUUUUAUUAGAUCAUAACAUUUUAGUACUGACCCAACUCUCCCGCCGAGGCUUGUGUUCCACUGGUGAUAUAAACAGCAUCACCUCGGUAACGAGUCUCUCUGAUCCUAAAAUAACUGGCCUGUGAUUACAGCUCAGUGCUAGAUUUCCUCUGGAUUAGUAUGCCUCCGCUGGCCUGGCCAGAGAAUAGUAAUCUCUCUCUCUCUCUCUCUCUCUCUCUCUCUCUCUCUCUCUCUCUCUCUCUCUCUCUCUCUCUCUCUCUCUCUCUCUCUCUCUCUCUCUCUCUCGCUCUCUCGCUCUCUCUCUCUCAAUUCAAUUCAAUUCAAUUCAAAGGGCUUUAUUGGCAUGGGAAACAUAUGUUUACAUUGCCAAAGCAAAUGGAAUAGACAAUAAACAAAAGGGAAAUAAACAAUCAGUAUGCAUUACUCUCGCAAAAGUUUUAAAAGAAUAUAGACAUUUCAAAUGUUAUAUUAUUGGCUAUGUACAGUGUUGUAACAAUGUGCAAAUAGUUGAAGCAUGUAAACAGAUAAAUAUAGGUUGCAUUUACAUUGUUGUUUGUGCUCCACUGGUUGCCCUAUUCUCAUGGCAAUGGGCCACAAAUCUUGCUGCUGUGAUUGAACACUGUGGUAUUUCGCCUAACUGGUAUGGGCGUUUAUCAAUGUUUAAUCUGUUUUCAAGUUCAUUGUGGGUCUGUGUGAUCUGUGGGAAAUAUGUGUCUCUAAUGUGGUCAUACAUUUGCCAUCUCUCUCUCUCUCUCUCUCUCUCUCUCUCUCUCUCUCUCUCUCUUCUCUCUCUCUCUCUCAGGGUUCAAGAGGAAGGAAUUCCGUGGUAAGCUGGCAAUCGCCAUCACGGCCAACUUUGUCAACAGGAACACCACGGCCGAGGCUAAGGUGGAGGAGAUCAGCGGUGUGGCCUUCAUCUUUAACCAGAAGUUCUUCCUGGACCUCAAAGAGGAGACAGGUGGGCCUGAGAUCCCCCACAGUCAAUGAGUCAGCCAGAGGAGCAGACUGCCCUCAGAAUGCACUUAAAUCCACACAUUGUCAAACAACAGCAAUUUUCAACCCUGUCAUUAUCAUGUUUUUUUUUUAACCUUCCUGUCUGUGUCUGUCAUUUGUUGCAGGUAUUGACCUGGAGAACAUUGUAUACUACAAGGACAACACGCACUACUUUGUCAUGACAGCAAAGAAGCAGAGCCUACUGGACAAGGGGGUCAUCAUUCAUGUAAGCAAACAUUGUUUAGAUCAGGGAUCAUCAACUAGAUUCAGCUGCGGGCUGAUUUUUUCUUGAUGUCUGAGGGUGUUGUAUUCAGAUGUGUAUUUAGAUGUGCAUUCAGAUGUGUAUUCAUAUGUGUAUGUGAGAGAGAGGAAGAGAAAGACAGAGAGAGGGGGAGAGAGAAGGAGAGGUGGGGAGUUAAUAGAGGAGUGUGCUGGGUUGGAGGAAUCUCAUCCUUGGUUGUCUGCCAGGUGAACAGCCAACGAGCUGGGCGGGCACCACAAUGACAUCCAUGAAAGCUAAGUGUUAUAAACAUCCCUAAAGGAACACAAUAUUUCUCUGGCUAAUGACUCCCUCUCAGCGCUCUCUCUCACCUCAAUUGCCAGGGUUCUGCAUGAGUCAUCCUAUGAAUUCAUUCAUAAAGAUAAUGUGGGACUUUGAGAGUGGCGUCACAGUACAAUUUAAAGAGCAUCUUUAAUGGUCCUCUUACUGUAUAUACAAGGUGAAUAACUGUUAUUACGCUUAGGGUAUCAAUGUUGCAUCUGAUUUUGCCUCUUUGCUUCAUCUUUUUGGUUAUGGUCUCUCAAAAACACAAUUCCCCUGACUUUGUCUCGUAGGACUACAUAGACACAGAGAUGCUGCUGAGCAGUGAGAAUGUGAACCAGGAAGCUCUGCUGUGUUACGCCCGGGAAGCUGCUGACUUUGGCACCAACUACCAGCUUCCCACGCUGGACUUUGCCAUAAAUGCUUGUGGCCAGCCGGACGUGGCCAUGUUUGACUUCACCAGCAUGUACGCCUCGGAGAACGCAGCGCUGGUCAGAGAACGCUUCGGACACCAGCUACUGGUGGCACUGGUUGGGGACAGCUUGUUAGAGGUGAGGAGGCUGUGACAACAGUGUUUAAUCAUGCUUUAAAAUGGUUGGACUAUAAUACUACAUGUGCAUAUUCCGCUAAAUGUACUGUUAUGCUGAUGGUAUGUGUCUGUGUGUACAGCCGUUCUGGCCCAUGGGUACAGGGUGUGCGAGAGGCUUCCUGGCUGCCUUUGACUCAGCCUGGAUGGUGAAAAGGUGGGCUGAGGGCAGGACCCCUCUGGAGGUGCUAGCUGAGAGGUCAGUGGUCAGCACACAUAUUGUACACACACACACACACACACACACACACACACACACACAUACACACACACACUAAAUAUAUAUAUUUCUCCAGGGAGAGUCUUUACAGAAUCCUGCCGCAGACAACCACUGAAAACAUUGCCAAAAACUUUGAGCAGUACACCAUUGACCCUGGGACUCGGUAUCCCAACCUCAUUUCCACCUGUGUCAGGCAAAACCAGGUAAGAAGGCCUUUCUCAAGGAUCACAUUGUUUACUGCAGUAUUCACUUUCUGCUGUCACCAAUAUCAGAUUCACCCUUAACAUUAACACAAGAUUUCAAGGAUGGACUGUGCUUGUCUUCUUAUCUCUUCUUCUGCCUGUAUCUCAUCUCUGUCUCAUUCUUAUUUCUUCCAGGUGCGUCACCUCUACAUCAAUGGAGAGCUGCCAGUGAAGUCGUGCUCUCUGGAGCGUAAUGCUACAAUACGUCGCCCUGUGAACCUGGCCAGACGAGGUGAGCCACACACAAUACAGGAGAGGCCAGAGAGACUGUGGAGUUGGGAGGCUUUAGUACAGUCUAGUAUGGAUUUACCUCUGAUCCAGUGCAUGGCUCCAACCUACAGAACAUGCUGUGACGUCGACUCAACUGGUUCAAGUAACUCAUUUGAAAAUGAUGACAGAUGAGUCCCUUGUGUUUCAUGGGCCCAAAUAUCUGCAGCACUCAUUCAUUCAGUGGCUAUUUACCCAAAGGUAGGAGAAGAUCAGCCAUUCCACUCUAGUUCUAUUACAGUUUUUCUCCAUUGGUUUGGCUCAUUUCUUGAAACAGAAAUUACAUUCUCAAAACUACAUGAACAAACCUCCAAACCACUUGGCAAUUGUUCACAACAGAAUUGAAUUUGUCAUUCAUUUCAUCAAAUUGCAAAUGUCUAAGUACAUGUCUCAAUGUCUCAGUACAUCUUUGCAAAUGAUUAAGUACAGGUAGCCUACAUUUAGCACAAUUUCCAAGUGAAUAGAUCUUGUUGAUCUAAACUGAUUGUUGAUUCUCAGUCUAAUGGUUGUUCGCUCCAAAACGUGUCAGCGUCAUUUCAUUGUAUAAGUCAUCACAUGCACAAUAGUCUGUUCAAUUGUCAAAAUUAGUCAAGAACAUAAUACCAUGAAUACCAUAUAUGAAUCCCUUGGAACAUUUGAUACAUUUAUUACAGCAGAUCAGUGUAGGGGAUGGUUGCGACAUGCACGCCGUUUCUUCCCUCGUUGCAUCGCAAGGGAGAAUAUACGCUGUGAUGUGGACGAGAAUCUGUGGCCAGACAGACAGCAGCGUGUGGAUGGCCAGGAGGGUGAGGACAGCGACCAGUGAAGAACUGUUAGUUGUGAAACUCCAGCUUUAUUUACAGCACUGUAGGCUGCAUAUCAUUUUCAUUGUUUUUUGUUUGUGUGUUUAUAUUACAGUAUAUUAUGCUGUAUACAUUUUCUUUUUACUCUGAUGUAUGGAAGUUACUUUAUGUGUGUGAAUGAUAAUGGUUACAAUUUCCUUGGCAGUAUGAGUGCAAUGUGUGAUGUCAAACCUUGGAGGCUACUCUUACCCUAAAAUCCUAUUUAUUUUUUUCAGUUUUAUACACAAUUGUAUUCUGUUAGCUAGACAAAAAACAGUACAGUAACCAUUGUCAAUGAAGGACUGGGCUAAGACUGAAAGGUGGACAUGAGGGAUAUUUCAAUGGUCCUCUGCCAUAGUGACAAAACAUCUAAACAUUUUGACUUGCAGUGCUUACACAAUGCCAAAGGGACGAAGCAUUUUGGGGGCACUGACUGUUUAAAUGAGAAGGAAAUUUAGUUUUGACACAUGCGUGAACUGUUUUGGGAGAGGUAUGAGCUUUUGCAGGUGAACCAUGGUGUUGUGCCGAACCAUCCACGUUAUUUUGGCUAAAGCACCAAGAGUGUUGAGAACGUCCGGUCUGUUUCAAGAAAUGAGCCAAAGCAAUUGAGAAGGAUCUUUGCCAUUUCCGUGGCACUGACUCCUUAUAUGGGAAAGGAAUUUAGUUUUGAAGCAUGAGUGAACAGUUUUAGGAGAGAUAUGAGCUUUUGCAAGUGAGCUAUAGUGUUGUGCUGAACUGUAAGACUGUUUUGCCAAAUGAUCUUAGAGUUUUGAGAAUGUAAUUUCUGUUUCAAGAAAUGAGCCAAACCAAUGGAGAAAAACUGUAAGUUAUCUCCCAUUCCCUGUGUUCUGGGAGUGUUCUGAGAGCAGCGACACAGGCACACAGCAGUGUUUAAGUGAGGCAGACCUUUUCUCUCGCUGUGGCAGACUGAGGGAGGGCCAGCGUUAAUCUCUGCUUAGGGAAUAAGUCUCCGUCUGAGGUUUGUUUUUGAAACGGUCCAUGGUGAGAGCGGAGCUUUGGUGAAGUGGAAGCCUCUUGACUGUGGACGGGGUCAUAUAGCAUACAGACCCCCCCCACACCCACUCUACUGUACAUAAUGUACUUAUCUUCAAAAUGACACUGCGUUUAAGGAAGACAAAAUGACUACAUUCGUAAUUUUAUUGGAGGCCAAAGCUGGUGGUUCUGUGUAUUGGUAAAAGGAAAAACAUGACUUGAUUCACUAGUAGUUAAACGCAGCAGUAAUAUCUUUAGGAUGUUUUCAGAUACCAGACCAAACAAAGUCUAGCUGGUUACGUUUCAAUAUAUUUUUUGUUCAACAUUAAUACUGGAAAGUUUCAAGCAGUUAUUCAAGGAGAACUGAAAGUUAGAAAUAUGACCUCAUUUUAAUCUUAUGUGAUUUUUGUCUCCAUCAUCGGAAAAUGUUUUUUUCCAUGUAUACUGUAUAUCUUUAAGCACACCCUGGCCUCUACAUACUGCAGUAAACACUAUGUUAUACAACCAUGGGUCCUAUUACACAUAUGACAGACAGGUUCAACAUGUCUUGACAGAGUCAUAUUGUCACGAACGUCGUAUGAAGGAGUGGACCAAAGCGCAGCGUUCGUUGCGAACAUACUUGCUUUAUUUAAUUAAAGCAUACACACGAAAUAACAAAACAAUAAACGACUCGUGAAGUCCUCAGUGACAAAGACCGAACACGGAACAAAAACCCACAAACACAAAGUGAAACACAGACAGUUAAAUAUGGCUCCCAAUCAGAGACAACCAGCACACAGCUGACACUCGUUGCCUCUGAUUGGGAGUCAUUCAGUCAAACAUAGAAACAACCAACCUAGAACACCCAACAAAGAAACAGAACACAUAGAAUGAACACACCCUGGCUCAACAUAUAGAGUCCCAGAGCCAGGGUGUGACAGUACCCCCCCCCUAAAGGCGCGGACUGCGACCGCGCCUCAACUAAAGCAAAACAGGGGAGGGCUGGGCGGGAAUACCUCCUCGGCGGCGGUUCUGCCUCCGGCCUUGACCACCACCCUCCAAUGAACCCCCCAUAGCGCCCCUGGUCCAGUCUGGCUCCGCUGGCUGGAGCUGACCUGGACGUAGCAGGAGCGGCUAGCUUCAGCUCCGUUGGGGAGCAAUAAAGCGGUACCUGAUCUGGCACCGAUGACCCAGGCACGGGUUGUGCCGGACUGACGACGCGCACACCAGGCUUGGUGCGUGAGGCAGGAAAGGACCAGACCUGGCUGUCGAUGCGCACCCCUAGCUUGGUGCGUGGAGCAGCAACGGGCCUUGCCAGGCUGACGACUCGCACCCCUGGCUUGGUGCGAGUAGCAGGAACGGGCUGGACCAGGCUGACGACUCGCACCCCUGGCUUGGUGCGAGUGGCAGGAACGGGCUGGACCAGGCUGACGACUCGCACCCCUGACUUGGUGCGAGUGGCAGGAACAGGCCGGGCUGGCGACGCGCACCGUAGGCUUGGUGCGUGGAGCAGGGACAGGCCGGGCUGGGCUGGCGACGCACACCGUAGGCUUGGUGCGUGGAGCAGGGACAGGCCGGGCUGGGCUGGCGACGCACACCGUAGGCUUGGUGCGUGGAGCAGGGACAGGCCGGGCUGGGCUGUCGAUGCACACCGUAGGCUUGUUGCGUGGAGCAGGGACAGGCCGGACUGGGCUGGCGACGCACACCGUAGGCUUGGUGCGUGGAGCAGGAACAGGCCGGGCUGGGCUGUCGACGCACACCGUAGGCUUGGUGCGUGGAGCAGGAACAGGCCGGGCUGGGCUGUCGACGCACACCGUAGGCUUGGUGCGUGGAGCAGGGACAGGCCGGACAGGGCUGGCGAAGCACACCGUAGGCUUGGUGCGUGGAGCAGGAACAGGCCGGACCGUACUGGGAACACACACCACUGGCCUUAAACGGGGAUCAGGAACGGGCCGGACCGGACUGGCAAUACACCUCAGUACCUCUCGCCGUGCCUCUACAACUUCCUUCCCUCCUCUCGCCAAUGGCUCCCGUAACCCGGUGGCCUUCUCUCCUCGUCUCCCAUUUCGCCCUGUGGCAGCCUCCUGCUGCCCAGUCACCCAUGCCGUGUGCCCCCCCCUAAAAAAUUAUUGGGGGUGCCUCUCGUCCGUCCGACGAUGGCACUGCUGACGCCGCUGCUCCUCUCUCGCCAGGGCCUUAAUCCUACCCCAAGGUCCCUUGCCCCCGAGCAUGUCCUCCCAGGACCACGAUUUGCCCACCUGGGCCAUCGCCAGCCUCUCCAUCUCCUUUCCUGGCGCUUCCUCCCAUGUCCAGUCUGCCUGCUCCUGGACACGCUGCUUGGUCCUUUUAUGGUGGGUUUUUCUGUCACGAACGUUGUAUGAAGGAGUGGACCAAAGCGCAGCGUUCGUUGCGAACAUACUUGCUUUAUUUAAUUAAAGCAUACACACGAAAUAACAAAACAAUAAACGACUCGUGAAGUCCUCAGUGACAAAGACCGAACACGGAACAAAAACCCACAAACACAAAGUGAAACACAGACAGUUAAAUAUGGCUCCCAAUCAGAGACAACCAGCACACAGCUGACACUCGUUGCCUCUGAUUGGGAGUCAUUCAGUCAAACAUAGAAACAACCAACCUAGAACACCCAACAAAGAAACAGAACACAUAGAAUGAACACACCCUGGCUCAACAUAUAGAGUCCCAGAGCCAGGGUGUGACAGUACCCCCCCCCUAAAGGCGCGGACUGCGACCGCGCCUCAACUAAAGCAAAACAGGGGAGGGCUGGGCGGGAAUACCUCCUCGGCGGCGGUUCUGCCUCCGGCCUUGACCACCACCCUCCAAUGAACCCCCCAUAGCGCCCCUGGUCCAGUCUGGCUCCGCUGGCUGGAGCUGACCUGGACGUAGCAGGAGCGGCUAGCUUCAGCUCCGUUGGGGAGCAAUAAAGCGGUACCUGAUCUGGCACCGAUGACCCAGGCACGGGUUGUGCCGGACUGACGACGCGCACACCAGGCUUGGUGCGUGAGGCAGGAAAGGACCAGACCUGGCUGUCGAUGCGCACCCCUAGCUUGGUGCGUGGAGCAGCAACGGGCCUUGCCAGGCUGACGACUCGCACCCCUGGCUUGGUGCGAGUAGCAGGAACGGGCUGGACCAGGCUGACGACUCGCACCCCUGGCUUGGUGCGAGUGGCAGGAACGGGCUGGACCAGGCUGACGACUCGCACCCCUGACUUGGUGCGAGUGGCAGGAACAGGCCGGGCUGGCGACGCGCACCGUAGGCUUGGUGCGUGGAGCAGGGACAGGCCGGGCCUGGGCUGGCGACGCACACCGUAGGCUUGGUGCGUGGAGCAGGGACAGGCCGGGCUGGGCUGGCGACGCACACCGUAGGCUUGGUGCGUGGAGCAGGGACAGGCCGGGCUGGGCUGUCGAUGCACACCGUAGGCUUGUUGCGUGGAGCAGGGACAGGCCGGACUGGGCUGGCGACGCACACCGUAGGCUUGGUGCGUGGAGCAGGAACAGGCCGGGCUGGGCUGUCGACGCACACCGUAGGCUUGGUGCGUGGAGCAGGAACAGGCCGGGCUGGGCUGUCGACGCACACCGUAGGCUUGGUGCGUGGAGCAGGGACAGGCCGGACAGGGCUGGCGAAGCACACCGUAGGCUUGGUGCGUGGAGCAGGAACAGGCCGGACCGUACUGGGAACACACACCACUGGCCUUAAACGGGGAUCAGGAACGGGCCGGACCGGACUGGCAAUACACCUCAGUACCUCUCGCCGUGCCUCUACAACUUCCUUCCCUCCUCUCGCCAAUGGCUCCCGUAACCCGGUGGCCUUCUCUCCUCGUCUCCCAUUUCGCCCUGUGGCAGCCUCCUGCUGCCCAGUCACCCAUGCCGUGUGCCCCCCCCUAAAAUAUUAUUGGGGGUGCCUCUCGUCCGUCCGACGAUGGCACUGCUGACGCCGCUGCUCCUCUCUCGCCAGGGCCUUAAUCCUACCCCAAGGUCCCUUGCCCCCGAGCAUGUCCUCCCAGGACCACGAUUUGCCCACCUGGGCCAUCGCCAGCCUCUCCAUCUCCUUUCCUGGCGCUUCCUCCCAUGUCCAGUCUGCCUGCUCCUGGACACGCUGCUUGGUCCUUUUAUGGUGGGUUUUUCUGUCACGAACGUUGUAUGAAGGAGUGGACCAAAGCGCAGCGUUCGUUGCGAACAUACUUGCUUUAUUUAAUUAAAGCAUACACACGAAAUAACAAAACAAUAAACGACUCGUGAAGUCCUCAGUGACAAAGACCGAACACGGAACAAAAACCCACAAACACAAAGUGAAACACAGACAGUUAAAUAUGGCUCCCAAUCAGAGACAACCAGCACACAGCUGACACUCGUUGCCUCUGAUUGGGAGUCAUUCAGUCAAACAUAGAAACAACCAACCUAGAACACCCAACAAAGAAACAGAACACAUAGAAUGAACACACCCUGGCUCAACAUAUAGAGUCCCAGAGCCAGGGUGUGACACAUAUGCAUACUUCAGCCCCUAUUCUAACUUACGUCUUAUCAGUCUUACCUCUCAUUAACGUCACCUGCUGUCACUGUUCCACAUCUAUGAUCUCACUUCCUGUUAGCUCUGUGGUUGUGUUGCUGGGUGAGUGGGUGGCUGUUAGCUGGGUUGUGUUUAGUAUUUUAUUUAUUUAUUUAUUUGUUUAUUAGGAUCCCCCUGAGCUUUUGCAGAAGCAUCAGCUACUCUUCCCUGGGGUCCACAAAAACAAAACACAUAACAAGUAACAAAACACUGAUAGGCAAGGACAGUCACACAAAUGGAAAAUAGGGCAAUGGAAAAAUCUAUGUUCUUCUUAUUGGACCAAUUUAGGUAGUGCCUCCCAGUUUCAUGCCAUUUUCUCCCUACUGAACACCUUGUUCCUGUGUGUGUGUGUAGAGUCGGAGAUCAGGCCGGGCAGGCUGCUGACGUGGUGUCAGAAACAGACCGAGGGCUACAGGAAUGUGAGCGUGACAGACCUGACCACCUCCUGGCAGAGCGGCCUGGCUCUCUGUGCCCUCAUCCACCGGUUCAGAUCCCACCUCAUGUAUGUACCGUAAAACACUGCAGCAUACAACUACCCUGUAAACCACCACAGUAAGACUGGCCUGAUGUACCCUACUGUCACUGUAAAUGACCUCAGCACUCACUCUCUUUUGUCCUCAUAAACCAUGUGUGAGACUUCUUCAUGUCACACCCUGGCAUGUAGCACUUUGUCAUUGUAAAUUGAUAGACUGGCUCCUCAUAAAAUGCCCUAUGGUAUAUUCUAUAAUGGUGAAUUUCUACACACAUAACAUUUACAUCAAGACACCGGUAAUAGCAGAACAUCUUACACCCACGCUGUAAUCAUAAUGCCUCCUUCUGUGGGUGUCUAAUGUAAACUAUGCCAGGCAUGAAAGUAACCCAUUCAUGUCAAUGUAUGUCCUGGUGCACUAUCUACACACAAGCCCCUGCCUCUCCCUCACAGACCGUCUUUGUGUGAGAGGAAAUGUAAGUGGUGGUUGUGAAUAACAUUUGACCUUCCUCAAAGAGCCUUUUUCCUGAUGUCAGUGCGCUCUCUCUCUCUCUGUUACUGAUAGGUGUGACGAAACAGAGCACACAGAAGAGACAACCGCUUUUAGAGAAACCCUAUAGUAUGUGAAAGGGAGUUUGGAAAGCAUAACUAUGUAUUACAUGUCACACUCCGUAUCUAGGGCAGUUUGUUAUUUCUGUCAUCAUCUUUGUGGUGAAGUGAGGGCUACACUGCAAGUCUAGAACUGUUUCAUAACUUCUGUGUUGACACCAGCUUAGUCUUAUAAAGCCUUCACCUAGUUACCCACACAACAUUACAACAACAUCGCGUGAUAUCAUUUCAAUCUGUUUCCCUCAGAGAGUUUGAUGCGCUGAACGAGGAGGAUUCAGCUAAUAACCUCCAGCUGGCUUUUGACCUGGCUGAGCGGGAGUUUGGGAUGCGGCCCUUCACCACUGGAGAGGAGAUGGCUGCUGGUCAGGAACCAGACAAGACCAGAAUGGUCACCUACCUCUCCAAGUUCUACGAGCUGUUCCGCGGCACCCCCCUUCCCGUCUCAGGUACGCCUCACACCCCUCACCCCACCCCCCUGCAGACACGUGUGUCCUGAAGCCCCAGACUUCAGAUUUCACUCACGCAUACACCCACACAGAUAUGCACUCCUACACACACACACACACACACAAAACGAUCCCAUAUUUUUCUAUGUAGUCUGAUUGAAGUAGCAGCCCUUUAUAUCAUUAGGCCUUUUUUAAAAGGCUCCUUCCCAUGUCAGAGUUAUUUUUAAAUGCAGCUGAAGCAUUUGGCUCUGAACACUUCAAUAGGAGGAGCAGACAGGGCAGAGAGGAAUACGGUCCUACUGCACCGGCCAUGGGCAGGUGUAUGUACCCCCUGUAGACACACACACACACAUUCAUGACACACACGCAUCACAACGGCUGCUACCAGACUCGUAUUAUUAUUGCUAAAUACUGCAUAAUUUAAAAGCCAAUUUACAGCCCCCCAAUCCCCCCAACACAUGUAAAUAUGAAAUUGUGCCUUCCUGUAUUAUAUGCAAAAAAAAAAUUAUAUUCUACUGAGCCAUUUACUUUGUGUUGUUAUUCUUAUCUUUUAUUAGUUCUUAUUGUUGUUGCAUUGUCGAGAAGGAACCUGCAAGUAAGCAUUUAGUUGGACUGUGUAUACAAUGUGUUAGUAAGUACAGUACCAGUCAAAAGUUUGGACACCUACUCAUUCAAGGGUUUUUCUUUAUUUUUACUAUUUUCGACAUUGUAGAAUAAUAGUGAAGACAUCAAAACUACAAAAUAACACAUAUGGAAUCAUGUAGUAACCAAAAAAGUGUUCAACAAAUCAAAAUAUAUUUUAUAUUUGAGAUUCGUAGCUCAAUUGGUAGAGCAUGGCGCUUGUAACGCCAGGGUAGUGGGUUCGAUCCCCGGGGACCACCCAUACGUAAAAAUGUAUGCACGCAUGACUGUAAGUUGCUUUGGAUAAAAGCGUCUGCUAAAUGGCUUAUUAUUAUUAUAUUCUUCAAAGUAGCCACCCUUUGCCUUGAUGACAGCUUUGCACACUCUUGGCAUUCUCUCUCAACCAGCUUCACCUGGAAUGCUUUUCCAACAGUCUUGAAGGAGUUCCCACAUAUGCUGUGCACUUGUUCGCUGCUUUUCCUUCACUCUGCCGUCCGACUCAUCCCAAACCAUCUCAAUUGGGUUGAGGUCGGGGGAUUGUGGAGGCCAGGUCAUCUGAUGCAGCACUACAUCACUCUCCUUCUUGGUAAAAUAGCCCUUACACAGCCUGGAGGUGUGUUGGGUCAUUGUCCUGUUGAAAAACAAAUGAUAAUCUCACUAAGCCCAAACCAGAUGGGAGGCGUAUCGCUGCAGAAUGCUGUGGUAGCCAUGCUGGUUAAGUGUGACUUGAAUUCUAAAUAAAUCCCAGACAGUGUCACCAGCAAAGAACCCCAACACCAUAACACCUCCUCCUCCAUGCUUUACGGUGGGAACUACACAUGCGGAGAUCAUCCGUUCACCCACACCGCGUCUCACAAAUCUCCAAUUUGGACUCCAGACCAAAGGACAUAUUUCCACCAGUCUAAUGUCCAUUGCUCGUGUUUCUUGGCCCAAGCAGGUCUCUUCUUCUUAUUGGUAUCCUUUAGUAGUGGUUUCUUUGCAGCAAUUCGACCAUGAAGGACUGAUUUGCACAGUCCCCUCUGAACAGUUGAUAUUGAGAUGUGUCUGUGACUUGAACUCUGUGAAGCAUUUAUUUGGGCUGCAAUUUCUGAGGCUGGUAACUCUAAUGAACUUAUCCUCUGCAGCAGAGGUAACUCUGGGUCUUCCAUUCCUGUGGCGGUCCUCAUGGGAGCCAGUUUCAUCAUAGCGCUUGAUGGUUUUUGUGACUGCACUUGAAGAAACGUUCAAAGUUCUUGAAAUGUUCCGUAUUGACUGACCUUCAUGUCUUAAAGUAAUGAUGGACUGUCGUUUCUCUUUGCUUAUUUGAGCUGUUCUUGCCAUAAUAUGGACUUGGUCUUUUACCAAAUAGGGUUAUCUUCUGUAUACCUUGUCUCAACACAACACAACUGAUUGGCUCAAACACAUUAAGAAGGAAAUAAAUUCCACAAAUUAACUUUUAAGAAGGCCAACCUGUUAAUUGAAAUGCAUUCCAGGUGACUACCUCAUGAAGCUAGUUGAGAGAAUGCCAAGAGUGUGCAAAGCUGUCAUCAAGGCAAAGGGUGGCUAUUUGAAGAAUCUCAAAUAUAAAAUAUAUUUUGAUUUGUUUAACACUUUUUUGGUUACUACAUGAUUCCAUAUGUGAUAUUUCAUAGUUUUGAUGUCUUCACUAUUAUUCUACAAUGUAAAAAAUAGUAAAAAUAAAGAAAAAACCCUUGAAUGACUGGUAGUGUAUGACUAAUAAAAAAACUGAAACUUGAUACUUUAACACCUCAUCACUGUCACCCUCAAAGGGCCCUACCACUCCACUGUGUCCACUGUAAUAAAAGCCCAGCCUCUCACUGUAUUGUUUUUGACCAGGGCCAUUUCUUUACAUAUCAAGCUGUCUCUGUCCUUAAUGUAUUUCAUCCCUUAUGUCUUUCUAGAGACACUUUAGCUGGUGUAUAAGAGGGUAUGAGAUUUCAUCUGGCUUCCUUUGAAAGCAGGUCUGUGUUGCACAACCCUAUCAGUCCUUUUGUCUGGCAUGAGAGGAAUGCACAUCUGCCCAUCACAGUGCAGACUACCUCACAGAUAGUGUCUGGGUCUAGGCUGACCUGGAGAGAAAACACUAUACCUUACUCCAGAUAGUUUCUGUUCUGAGAUGCCUAAGGGGAACAGAGCAUAUUAUUGCCACAGGGACAUCAGUUGUACUAGCUUUAUGGCCUCUGAGAGGUCACAUGAUAUGCCUCUAUCCACAGCAAUGCUGGUUGCCCACAUUACGGAAUGAUGAUGUAUUAUUUUGCAAUAAUUGUAUACAUUCUUAUGAUCUGUAGUGAAGUGAAGUGUUUCCAGUAUUGGUUUCCACAAAAAAGCUCUUUAUUUGUUAGGUUGCUUUUCUCAGGAAAAACAGAUGGUCUGGCCCCAUCUGGUUCUUUCCAACACAGUAAUAUUAGGUUUCUUUUAGACAUAAUGUAAAAACACAUUGGCCAUUGCUUUUAUUUGGCAUUCAUGGCUGAGCUCCGUGGAAAAUAUCAUACCUUUUAAUGCACUCAUGUGUUUCAUUGCAGAUUCUAGAGGGGCCGACGAAAACAGUGAAGACUAUCCUUCAAAGGCAGUCAGAAGUAUGAACAAAGUUCUGAACUUGGUACCAAGAAAAAGGGUACCAAAGGUAAUCACACUCCUCUCUCCAGCCUCCUCUCUCCAGCCUCCUCUCUCCAGCCUCCUCUCUCCGCCUGCCUUGAGAACGACUGCAACUUGAGAGCCUCUCAGCCUCUUUGUGUUAUCAUUUCAAAAGUCAUUUCAUUUGAAUAAGUAGACUGUAUUGGGGACUUCCACAAGAUACAUGUAUACAGACAGAUCAUUCUUCUAGAUUUUUUUUUAGAUGGGCUCUCCUUUAAUAGUUCACUUUCAGGUUGAAUCUUUGUACCUUUGAGUGCUGUCUGAAAUAUUUAGUCAUAUACUAUGGCUUGUUUUUUUUUUUCUUUUAGGAUGAGAAGAAGCUAGAAGAUACUGACCCAACAUACAAAAGGAGACGAAAAGUCUGCAGUUAUUUGGAAGAGGUAUUUAUUACCAUCAAACUACAAUUUCAUAAUGACAUUCUAAGUGCACCAACGUCAAAUAUGUCAGAAAACCAUUUAUUUUGGCCCUGAUAACUCAACUCACUAUUUCUCAUGACAGGCAACCAACGUCUCUCGUCAGAGUGCGUCCUGUGUGGGUGAGGGGAGGGAGGUGAAGGACAACAAGGUCCGCUCCAUGGCCACCCAGCUUCUGUCCAAGUUUGAGGAGAGCACCCCCAGCUUCACCCUCCGGAGACAGGUCAGAACCACCAAGAUAUGUCCCUCAUUCCCCCUCCUCAGGACUCUGUCAGUGUUGGAUAGUGUCCUCCAUAGAUUAUACAGUACUGUAGGAUGGUAUGUUUGUACUCAGAUGUCUUAUACCACAGUGUGCUAUAGAACAGAGGUGAUCCAUUGUGAUCCAAGGGAAAGAGCCAGGUUUGGUUUUGUGCUGUACAUUUUCUGAUUAAGACUUGGUUAUAAAUCCGUGUGGUGAUAUACUUAUCUUAUCUUGCAAGUCACUUUCCCUCUUUUCUUCCUUUUCUGUCUUUCUACUAACCCUUUUCCUUGGGCUUUGUUUCUGGCUGACAAACCUCAUCAGUCUCAGUGUGAUUGGGGUUCUGGGAGGGCCCCUCGGCCACGCUCCAUGGACAUGACUGAGACCCCACGCUUCACCAACCUCAGGCAGCAGACCCCACCCAACCCUCCCCCUAAGACACAGGUAGAGGACUGGAGCAGGCCUGGUCUACAUACACAUACCCACACCAAUACACUCUGCAGAACACACACUGUCACUCAAUUUUGGUAUACACUUACUCACUCACUCACUCACUCACAAACCAGUCAUCACUUACCUGGAGUGAGUGUUUAAUGCUCCCUGUGGGUUGGAAAUGAAAAGUAACCCCCCAGUGAAGUAGAUUCACAAGACCAAGAAAAGCAUGGGGCGUAAAUCUCACUCCUAUUCUCUCCAGCUGUUAAACUACUGGAGCCUGGUUGCUGCAAUUGCUUCUUGUUUUUUCAUCAAGCUCACCCUGAGUUGACGGAGAGCCAUAGACCUGCAGCUCACAUGUGCUGUGUGUUUCCAGUUUCAGUCUGCAACCUGUACCAAAUAUGUAGCUGAGUGCAACCGCUCAGCCCCCACCCCAGCCUCCUCCCAAACCCAAGCUCUCGCCCCAGCUCCAAGCCCAGCUUCAGUCUCAGCACCAGCCCCAACCCCAGUUCCAGCUCCAACCUAAGCUCCCACCCCCACCCAGCCCAAAUCACACCCUCAGGAAGGUCAGACAGGCUGAUCAGACACGUGCUCAACCCCAGUCGCAGCCCCAGCAGCCAGAGAGCACACACUACCCUGGCUACUCUCCCUCCUGCCACUCAGCAGUCCUAGCCAUGUCUAGAAUGCUCCAACGCCUUCAGGAGGUGGAGGAAAAGAUCACCCAGGUGACCUAUUCCCCUCUCCUUUCCUCUCCUCCCCUCCCCUCUCCUUUCCUCUCCUUUCCUCUCCUCUCCUUUCCUCUCAUUUCCUCUCCUUUCCUCACCUCUCAUUUCCUCUCUUUUCUUCUCUAUCUGUCCGUUUCUCUUUCUCUUUGUCUGCUCUGUCUUUUUCUAUUGUUAUUGUCUCCUACUGUGUGACCAUAUAAGACAUCCUGGUAGGAAAAGGCUGAAUAUGAAUGUUGAGAUAAUCAUCAUGAUUAUACAUUUAGCAUUGUAUAGCACAUAGUCAGCUGGUGAAGUCAAACCCUAAUCAUCCACACUGACCACAAUGGCAAGAACAGACCCACAACCCUGGCAGAGACAAAGAGGCACAGAGGCUGCUGACUAGCAAGUUUAGCCAGUGGGCUGCCCCUUGUGGCCUUGUUCUGUGCCAGGCCUGUGUGUCUGUCUGUCUCUGCCUUGGUCUCAGUCUGCUGCUCCAGGAGCACAUGUGUAAGAGUGGAGACAUCUCUGCUGGUGUGUGAAAUUAGUGUUAUAAAAACAGCCACUCUACUCCACACAGCAACACUAUUGUUCCCUCCACCCAAUAAACAAUGUGUCAUCUAGCUCCUUCAGUGGGAAAGUAGUCCACUUAUCUUGCUUGAUCAUUACAUUUGACAUUGUAGUAAUUUAGCAGACGCUCUUAUCCAGAGUGAUUUACAGUAGUGAGUGCAUACAUUUCAUACUUUUUUUUCUCCGUACAUUAUAACCCUGAUUUGGGAGUUAAUAAUUAUGUUACUAUUCAGACCCAUUCAUCAGACAGGGAGUAUGUGGUACUGUGGUGCGGGUGCAGCUUUCUCCUUCUGAUGCGUGUUCUUUGUCUCUGUGUCUCAUGGUAUGUGUCCUGCAGAAGAAGGCUCAAACCCAGAAUGCUAGAGAGUUUCACAAUAAAAGUAUCAAGGAGAAAGCGGUCCACCUGAGAGCACUGUUCUCUGGGGAUGUGACCUCUAUGUCCCAGGUGACUAUCUGACCCCUGAACUCUGACCCCUUCUGCCUGCGUCACCUCUCCCAUCCCUCAGUGUGUUUGUGGUGUUGCACACACUCGGUCUUGUUUGGCAUCACUGCUGCUGCACACAGUUCAUAUAACCCUCACUGUGUUGAUAUUCAACAUUCAUCAUCUCCAGAAGCAUGACUUUUAUGGCAAUGUUUUCAUCAGCUGCUCAGAGCCUGUAGCAACAGAACACAGCUAGCGCAGGUGAUUUCAGGUUAUUGUAGGACACAGUGUUCUGUUAUACAGAUGUUGAAUCUUAAUUUGAGGCAGUUUGCUACAACAGGAAAAUAACCCUGCAGCAACAGGAAAUGUGAAUUAUUAUAUGGAUUAUAAUUAAUGGACAUUUUUUGUAAGUGUUGAUACAUUUUACGUUAGGGCAAAUAAAGUCUGACAUUUUAAAGUGGGAUUUACAAACUUUAGAAACCUUUUAAAACCUUGAAUAAGCUACAAGUUUGCAUUUGCUGCAGUGCAGGAAAUUCUCAGCAACAAAAGAGUGAUCAAAUUAAGAUCCUACAUCUGUAAUUUAAAUCACCUUCACUGUUUUAAGGGAGUCAGUCAAUAAAUUUACAUCAUGGGUUUCAACAAGGCUUUUUUUAAACGAUGUAACGCCCUGUGAAAAAUGUAUUGUUUAAGCAGAAAUCAUUCAGUUAAAUAGUCCCAUUACGUGAUUCUAUAUUCCCACUGAGACAGACCUGCAGAAAAGAGCUCAGGCUGAAAACUAGGUAGCCUUCUCUCUCAGCUCUGUCUGUGAUGAUAUAUAUGAGCAGCACUGGUAAUUCACUUACUCUGUGUGCUCAGAGACUCAGAGGGUUUCAGCAUGGACACUGUUGAAAGGUAGAAUGGGGUUCUCUGUGCUUCACUGGAAGAGACUGCAGCUUUAUUACUCACAGGAGAAAUAGUCAUCAAGCAAGGUGUUUAGUGCUAGAGUAGUCAUCAUACUGCAAUUUCCAGAACAGGAAAAGGGUAUUUCCAUGGUAUUUUAUCAUCAAGACAGAUACUGCACACCUUUUAUAAAUGUCUCAAUGGAAACCAGGGUAAGCUGUUGUGUUGAGGCUCAGCAGGUUGGGGCUUAGGUAAUACUAUGAUGGGAUAGUGCCACGGAAUACCUUUGCUUAAAGCCUAUCACCCUGUGCAUGCCAGUUCUCAUUGUAACUUCUAUCUAAUUACUAACACUCAUAGCUCUCUUUUAACAAUCCUCUCUCUCUUUUCAUUUGCAAAUCUCCCCUGUCCCAUUCCUCACCUAGCCUGAAUCUGAUGAACAGGCCAUUCCCCCAGAGUCUGGUCCCAUCCUCCCUAACCCCAGUCCAGAACUCACCUCAUUAUACCUUUACCCAGAAAUCAGCCUUUCUACCUUCUCACGUCUUCAUCCCUAUUCCUCAUCCUCAUCCUCAUCCUGUCUACUCCAACAUCAGGUAAAAAUAACCACAUCCAUGUCUGUCUUACCGUCCAACCCACUGAGCAUGCCAACUCUCAUUUAACUCCCAUCUGAUGCUCAUAAUAUCUCUUCCUCUUUGACUUCCCAUUCCCACACUAGUCUGGAUCUGCUGGACAGACCAUUCCCUCUCCUCACAUCCUCCCUGCUCCCAAUCCUAAAAUCUCUUCAUCACUACUUUGUCCAGAAAUCACCCUUUCUACAUUUUCACCCCCUCAUACCUAUUCUCCAUCCUCCUCUUCCUGUCUACUUCAACAUCAGGUAAAAAUAACCACAUCCAUGUCUGUGUUUCAGCAUCCGUAUGUGUCCCUAUCAUUGUGUGUCAUGCUAAAACCUCUGUGAUCAUUCAAUAUUCAUCAUGCAGAGAUAUUUCACAUCUUUAAUCUAUAGCACUACAACUGAGUUGACGUCAACAUGGAAUGUAGUGUUCUUGAGUUGAGACUAAGCAGGUUGAGGCUUGGUCAACAGGAUGGUAGAGUGCCAUGGAAUACCAGGUGCUGUAGGCUUGAGGCCCAUCAAACUGAGCAUGCCAACUAUAUGAUUCUCACAAUCUCUCUUUUCACAAUCCUCUCCCUCUUUGACUUUCCAUUCCAAAACCUCUGUUUCCCAUUCCCACCCUAGUCUGGAUCUGCUGAACAGACCAUUCCCUCUCUUCCCAUCCUCCCUGCUCCCACUCCUAAAGUCACUUCCCUCCUUUGUCCAGAAAUCACCCUUUCUACCUUUUCAGCCCCUCAAACCUUUUCUUCAUCCUCAUCCAUUCUACUCCAACACAAGGUGAAAACAAGCACAUCCAUUUCUCACCAUCUGUCUUUGUCAUGCUGAAACUCAUAUCCCCUAAUGUCAGAGCAAACAUUAUACUAUUAUUUUGAUGCACUAAUCUAUCCCUUAUCUGUCACUGAACUAUUCAACUAACUGUUCUUCUAUAUUUCCUCUAAUUCCUUCAUUCUUCAUGGAAAAUCAAAGACCAGUCAAUCUGGGGGACUAGAUAUGCAGCUUUGUAAGAAAGAAAUGCAAAGAGAGGCCCUUGAAUGAGUCACAUGUGGUGAGUUCCAAACCAUGGCACUAUUUACAUUUUAGUAAUUUAGCAGACGCUCUUAUCCAGAGCGACUUACAGUUAGUGAGUGCAUACAUUAUUUUUUAUACUGCCCCCCCGUGGGAAUCGAACCCACAACCCUGGCGUUGCAAAUGCCAUGCUCUACCAACUGAGCUACAUCCCUGCCGGCCAUUCCCUCCACUACCCUGGGCCAAUUGUGCGCUGCCCCAUGGGUCUCCCGGUCGCAGCCGGCUACGACAGAGCCUGGAUUCAAACCAGGAUCUCUAGUGGCACAGCUAGCACUGCGAUGCAGUGCCUUAGACCACUGCGCCACUCGGGAGGUUAUUUAUGGCAACAUAAUUUCUAUUUGCAGAGCCUGCUGCCUCUCAGAGAAACCCAAAAUGAUGUGCUGUCUGUUUGAUUUUAAACAUGAUGUAAUCUGGAUAAUUAUAUAUAUUUUAGAAGUAUAUAUUUGUUUAACUUCUAAUCUAAUUUGCAUGUAACUUACAGUUGUAGUUAUUAACAUCACAGUCAUGUUGCUGUUUCAGUGUCACGGCAGUGGCUCCACACAUGUAUCCCAACAACAACACACUGCAAUACUCCAACCAAAGCCAGAGCCUGUUUUUAAUAACGUCAAACAGGUAUUUUGCCCCCAGCGCCACAUGCCUGCUAAAGUAACUUGUACUACCCUCUAAAUCACAAAGGACAUAUGUAGACACAACGGUAUUGCAUGCAAGAAGCAUGUGAGAUGUUUUUUAGCUACUCUGGGGCCUCUCAUGCUAAGGUUGAAUGUAUUUUUGUGGAGCUGCACUUUGUGGGUUAGAAUGCCCCUCCCAGUCCACAGAUUUCUGAUCAGUUUGAGCCAGCGCCGUGCAGUCAGUGCAGAGUAAAAUCUGAAGCAUCCAGACAGGCCCACUAGCAAACCAUAAUGAGAAAACAUUCCUGAAAAUCCUCUCCUCUUCCCUCCUCUUCCGUGGCCAUAUGCUUGAGCUGAGACUCCUCUUAUUUUGAUGAAAUAACUUGACUAAUUUCCCCAACAGCUGCCUUAGUCAGAGAAUAAAGUAGUCAAAUCACUGUGUGAUUGCUUGAAAAUUAAUUUGAUGGAAUGUGUUGUACUGUACUGUAAGCACAGUGAAGCACUGUGACACACAUGCCAACUCAGCUUGAAUACAGCUUUUGUGUUUAUAAAAUGCUUUCCUCUAUCUAUCUAUCUAUCUAUCUAUCUAUCUAUCUAUCUAUCUAUCUAUCUAUCUAUCUAUCUAUCUAUCUAUCUAUCUAUCUAUCUAUCUAUCUAUCUAUCUAUCUAUCUAUCUAUCUAUCUAUCUAUCUAUCUAUCUAUCUAUCUAUCUAUCUAUCUAUCUAUCUAUCUAUCUAUCUAUCUAUCUAUCUAUCUAUCUAUCUAUCUAUCUAUCCUAACUUUAAGAUGUGAACUAUCACUUUUGCUUUCAUCAUUCUGUCCUUUAUUCUUACUCUCUUUCUCUCUUCCUCCCUGUCUUCCUCCUCUCUUCCUCCCUGUCUUCCUCCUCUCUUCCUCCCUGUCUUCCUCCUCUCUUCCUCCCUGUCUUCCUCCUCUCUUCCUCCCUGUCUUCCUCCCUGUCUUCCUCCCUGUCUUCCUCCCUGUCUUCCUCCUCUCUUCCUCCCUGUCUUCCUCCUCUCUUCCUCCUCUCUUCCUCCCUCUCUUCCUCCCUGUCUUCCUCCUCUCUUCCUCCCUGUCUUCCUCCUGUCUUCCUCCCUGUCUUUCUCCUCUCUUCCUCCCUGUCUUCCUCUCUUCCUCCCUGUCUUCCUCCUGUCUUUUCCUCCUUGCUGCUUGUCAGCGGACGGUGGGGAAGGUGUCUCUGGCCAUAGCAGCCAGGGCUGUGAAGCUGGUCACCCUCUAUGAGACUGACCACAGGCCUAAAGCCUCCUCCCCCUGUUCACCCCCAGCCUCUCCACCUCUGUCUCCGGUAAGCAUGUCUGGCUGAGCAUACAGCCACUUAGACUGUACCAGCCUUGAACAACAGCUCUUAUCUGGGUGAAGAACAUAGACUAUGUCCCAGGCCCUGUCGCCGAGUCAGAUGAAGAGAGAUUGUGUAAAAAAAUAAGGAUUGGGAUGAUUAUUCUUUGCAGGACUAUGACUCAUUAUGCUUUGUGAACUAAAGGCCAAACUCGGCUAUAAGGCCUUUUAGGGUCAAAAUUGUGGAAUCUGACACAAGUGCAUCACUCCCCCAUUAUCAUCAUUUGCUGUGCUGACAACGUUUGUAGCACUGUCUGUCUGUUCUGUUUCCCAGGGUUCCUUGCGAAGGGAGUUCCCCGGUUCUGGUGACAAGUGUCACUCCUGUCAGAAGCGUGUAUACGUGGUGGAGAGGAUCAGUGCUGAGGGACUUUAUUUCCACAGGGAGUGCUUUCGCUGUGACACCUGUGGCUCCGCCCUGCGCCAGGGAGGCCAUGCCUUCGACUCUGAGCAGGGUAUGUGUUUCCCAAACACUAAGGUUUAGAUGUUCGUAUACUGUCAAUCAAUGAAUCAAUCAGCCAAUCAAUCAAUCAAAUCCACAGUUGUCACUAAGUGCUAUACAGAUACCAAGCCUAAAACCCCAAAGAGCAAACGAUGCAGAUGUAGUGGCACGGUGGCUAGGAAAAACUCCCUAGAAAGGCAGGAACCUAGGAAGAAACCUAGAGAGGAACCAGGCUCUGAGCGGUGGCCAAUCCUCUUCUGGCUGUGCCCGGUAGAGAUAAUAAACUGUUUAUGUGCCCAUUUGUCUUAUAAAGACAGGUCAACAAGCUUCUUACCUUGUUUUUCUAAAUCCUCUUUUGGUCAUGUUCAAUUAGGCAAGUUAUACUGCAAGCUGCACUUCACACAACGUAAAAAUGGAAUGAACCAUCGAAGGACAUUCAAUUCACAUCUGGUAAUUGUUCUCGAUCAUUCAAUCAUCCACUUCCCAUUGUCAUUUUGAUGUUAAUUUGUGUGACGUCUUUGUGACUAAAUGGGUCUCUCCCUCAGGGUCAGAAUGGAGCCGGGGUUCAGGAGGGAUCAGGGACUCCCAACGGUGACACAACAGACGACCUGCAGAGCCAGUCACCAGGUACCUUCAGCUCCCGCCUGAGGAAGAGCCUGAGCUGGCCCCUGAGUGUGACCCGGGCUGUGUGUGACUCCCCCCGCCGCCUGUCUCGCUGGGUGCAUGGUACAGCCCAGGCCAUGGGCCUCCACCUUAGGGCCAAUGUGCAGGACUAUGCCUUCCUGUAUGAGCUGCUGAGCCUGGGAGUGCCCCUGCUGUUCAUACUCCAGGAGGUGCUGCUGCAGAUGUACUCUGAGACCGGGCCUGUCUCCCAGUCCAUCCAGCCCCUACUGCUGUGGCUGGAGGAACACCUGGGCCACAGGCUCAUGUAGAGGCCCACCAGGGAGGGAAGCCUAAUCCUUACCCUGUCCCUAACCCUCGUGCAAUAGGGUCUGAAGCCUGGCCGAACAUUAACUGGCGUAUCUUGCAUUUGUGCCAUGUCAUAUGAUGGCAAGCUACCGUUUGACCAUGUGUACAGGCACCUUGUUAAUAUUUUCUCACAGAAUAUGUAGCUAUCAGUGCAUUAGAUCUAGUCCUACACCAACCAAAGAACAAAUAACAUUUCCCAAGCAGUAGCUUGGUUUGUUAAACGUGUGAUAGUUUUUCAUGAACAUGAUAUUGUUCUUUAUCAUGAGGGGUAAUGUACUGUACAUGGUUUCAUGGUGGUCUAAAUAAUUUACAGUAUGUGUUUGAUAUGACUGCUGAAAUCAUCCAAUCUAUAUUGCUCUAGAGUUUAGUCUUUCAACAACUGGCUGUCAAAAUGGAGCCCGUUUUUACAUGGCUUAACUCAGGUUAUGACAGAUUUUUUGUGUGGAAAAAGUAAUCUAAAUGAAAAGACUGACUUGAAGCACUUUAACUUGGGGAGCUACCUUGGCCUGUGGCUGAUGCCUGAUGAAUGGUGUGGGAGUUAAUGGCUGCCUAAUGAUUGUCCAGGCCUUGGAUAAUGACUAGUGCUGACACUGCACGUUUACUAAACCCUGCUGAACUCACAGGUCGGGGUCGGGGGCCAACGUGGAUCUGUGCUCGACCAGAUUUUCUCAUAUUCUUUUCAAUUUCAGUAUUGUUUGACACAUAAGUUUACAUUUGAACAUUGUUAUUGUAAUAUCUCCUAUGACACCAUGACCGUAGUGUACUUUCACUACACAUUAUGAUAACUUUUAUUGCUAAUUUUUAUGGCCCCAGUGCCUCCAGUAUGCAUUGUCCGUUGUACUUAAAAAGUGGAAGAGGUUUCAUGGCCAUGGGCUUUGGUUUACUACUCCAGUUCAUGGACUGUUUAAUGCUCACUCAUUGCUGCCACCUUUUGGUGAAACAGAUGCAAGGCCAAAUUCAAUUUACUGUAUGAUGAGGUGGAAUAAGGGACAACCUUCUAAAGAGUUGUUGUAUGUUUGUAAUAGAGGAGUUUUUUCUUCAUUUUUGUUAUUUUGUACAAGUCUAUUUCACUUAAAUAUGUUUUUCAUAAUGUAAAGAAUAUUGCUGAAAGGAAUUGUUCAGGAGGACAGAAUCUGACAUGAUAACACAGGCUAUGUUUGAAGGCUGUGGUGUGUAUGUGCUUGCCACUAAUCUCACUGUUAAUAACAAUGUUAAGUAUGAUAUCAGGAUCUCAGCUUUACUACCAAUACAAAUUCCAAAGAUACAGUUCUUGCACUUUAAAAAUGCGACGUGUUUUCAGCCCUAACCAGAAGUUACAUCAUUCAUGCAGUACACUGUACAGUGCUAAAUUGUGUGUUGUUGAAUAGGACAUUCUCAUGCAUUUCUCAAUGCUUUUCUUUGACUAUCUAACAUUUACAAACUUUCUAUGCAUUUUAACUGGAUUUGAUCCUUUCUCUGAUUUUUCUCUGUAUUCUAACCUACUAUAUUUCCUUCCUUUCAUUUCUCCUCUUGUUCACUUGAAGUUUAUUUUCAACUUUCUGAUGAGGAGCCUCCUGAUUGGUUAGGAGACAUGCCAUUCUGAAGGUGAUCACCUGCAUGGUCACAUGGUUUUGUGAAUAAUGUUUUGGAGUGGAUGCCUGGUCAGAUUAGUCCCAGUUACUGUCAGCACUUCCACACACAAGUAAGACAUGCUUCUAACCCCUUUAGAACAUUGUGUGUUUGAGCGACAGACUGCAGUUUUUUUGCAUUGGAUUUUUCUAUUUCGUCUGCAUCUGCACUCCCAGCAGAACCAUAACUACAGCACACACUUGUUAUUGGGGUAAAGUAGGUUGAAACACAUUGUAAUAUAAUGUUCAAAGUCACACCUUCUAAGAGACUGUCUUUUUUGUUUUGGUCUUCCUAAGUGCAUGUUGAAAGAUUGACAGACCGCUUUCUGUCAUGUAAAGGCAUACCACCUUUUCUCCCAUCUUUUGCCAUCUUUCUUUCUUUCUCCUUCUCUCUUCUAGAAGCUGUCACCCAGGACAACUUUUUCUUGACCCACACAAACGAAGGGAAUUCAUCUCCCAACAGGUUCAUAACUCAUGUUGUCUUGAAUGAAUACAUUGAAUAA
Messenger RNA from Coregonus sp. 'balchen', 35891 nucleotides. The record is from the annotation of a GenBank genome assembly. NCBI's taxonomy places the organism in Eukaryota, Metazoa, Chordata, Actinopteri, Salmoniformes, Salmonidae.